AUGGCUGCCGCCAACCGACCUCCCCCAGCCUACACAGCCCCCCCCAAAUUCGGGGAUCCACGCGACAUCACUGCAGCUGAACCCUCGGCAAGGACACCAAAAGAAUCCUUCACCAUCCGUCCAUGCUCAGGACAGGCUUGGCUUGUGCCUGCAGGCCAUAUCUGUCGCCUCACGACGCCCAAGGGCCCACAGGUCGGCGAUCUCAACAUCUGGAACGCAAAUAACCCGCGCGAGCGAAUGUGGGCUGCGCGAACCCGCCAGAUCCAUGCCUCGCAUGUCUCAGUGGGGGAUCGGCUGUGGUCCAACUUACCAUAUUUAAGACCGCUGGUGACGAUCACCGGGGAUUCGCUGGGCGGCGGGCAGCUGCAUGACGUGCUAGGGGAGGAUGGGAAAAGGAAACCAGAGGCAGUGUUUGGCACGACGCAGUUCGGGGGCCGCGUGCAUGAUUUGCUAGGUACUCGAUGCGAUCCCUACGUGAACCUGCUGAUGGGCGGCGAAACCUUUGACUUCCACUGCCACUCGAAUCUCACGCGGGCGGUGGCUCCGUACGGGCUGACGGAGCUGGAUGUGCAUGACGUGCUGAAUGUGUUCCAGGUCACUGGGUUGGAUGAGCAGGGCAAAUAUUUCAUGGAGACCUCGCCUGCGAAGGCGGAGGAGUAUUUCGAGUUCUUUGCCGAGGUGGAUGUACUGUGCGCCCUGUCGGCGUGUCCUGGUGGCGACCUUUCUAACUGGGGCUGGGAUGACAAGGCAGGCGGCAUGGGCGCGACCUGUCGUCCGUUUGGGAGUGGAGGUGUAUCAGUUGGACGAGAAAGUCUUGGCCGGAUGGGAGGCACCAGUGAGCCCCGCAUACAAGGGGCUGCACGGAAUGAGCAUGCCACCGCGCGAGCAGGACGGGCUGGUCGGCAUAUGAUCAUGUGA
Messenger RNA from Penicillium chermesinum, 918 nucleotides. Its product is annotated as urea carboxylase-associated family protein. The coding region runs from base 1 to 918 and encodes 305 amino acids. The transcript has 3 exons. The record is from RefSeq and is a predicted model, not a curated record. Lineage: Eukaryota; Fungi; Ascomycota; Eurotiomycetes; Eurotiales; Aspergillaceae.